CACACACAAUGGCGCAAAGCAAACUGAACGAUCUUGCUGGCAAGCUGGGCAAAGGUGGCCCCCCUGGUCUGGGCAUCGGACUAAAGCUCUUGGCUGCUGUAGGCGCCGCUGCUUAUGGUGUCAGUCAAUCCUUGUACACCGUUGAGGGUGGCCAUCGCGCCAUCAUCUUUAGUCGCUUGGGCGGCAUACAGAACGAUAUUUAUUCUGAGGGUCUGCAUGUGCGCAUUCCUUGGAUCCAGUAUCCCAUUAUUUAUGAUAUCCGUUCGCGGCCACGAAAGAUUUCAUCACCUACCGGCUCGAAGGAUUUGCAAAUGAUAAAUAUAUCGUUGCGUGUGCUUUCGCGUCCCGAUUCACUCAAUUUGCCCUUCCUGCACAAGCAACUGGGUGUCGAUUACGAUGAGAAGGUGCUGCCCUCUAUUUGCAAUGAGGUGCUCAAGAGUGUGAUUGCCAAGUUCAAUGCAUCCCAGCUGAUAACACAGCGUCAACAGGUCUCUCUUCUGAUACGCAAGGAGCUGGUGGAGCGUGCGCGCGACUUUAACAUAAUUUUGGAUGAUGUUUCGCUGACUGAGCUCAGCUUUGGCAAGGAAUACACGGCAGCCAUUGAGGCCAAGCAGGUGGCACAGCAGGAAGCGCAGCGCGCCGUCUUCUUUGUUGAGCGCGCCAAGCAGGAGAAGCAACAGAAGAUUGUCCAGGCCGAGGGUGAAGCCGAGGCAGCCAAAAUGUUAGGUCUGGCCGUCAAGCAGAAUCCAGCCUACCUCAAGUUGAGAAAGUUGCGUGCCGCUCAAAGCAUUGCCCGCACGAUUGCCAGCUCACAGAACAAGGUUUAUCUGUCCGCCGACAGUUUGAUGUUGAACAUUCAGGACUCGAGCUUCGAUGACAUGACUGAGAAGGUUUACAAAAUCCCAGAAGGCUUGGAUUAAGUAAGCGGGCCAAUUCCUAAACUUGUUGAUUAAUUAACUUGAUGCACAGCAAUUUGCAUACAUAUAAGCUAGUGCCUAAGAUAAUGAUUAGAUAUAUAAAAAUCUUAGCGCGUCGUUCUAACUUCUUCACGCACUGUCUGCGCCGCCUCUCGCCUUUCUGCGUUCUGCCUGCUAUGUGGUGUACAGCUUCAUUUCACAUCGUUGCCGCAACGCAGGCGCGCAGCAUCCGCGAGAGAUCAGCGCUCACAGUUUGAUUGCGAAAGUGAGGACGACGACGCGGCUAAAUUGCCGCAGCAUUUAGCGUUUUGUCCCAUUCAAAGAAACAAUAACGAAAACUGUUAAUAAAUGCGCAUUGAGAAAACAAA
This is a messenger RNA of Drosophila grimshawi, 1285 nucleotides long. RefSeq names its product prohibitin-2 (gene Phb2). Gene Ontology annotation, cellular component: mitochondrion; membrane. Gene Ontology annotation, biological process: mitochondrion organization. The transcript is spliced from 6 exons. Lineage: Eukaryota; Metazoa; Arthropoda; Insecta; Diptera; Drosophilidae. The record is from RefSeq and is a predicted model, not a curated record. Bases 9 to 920 code for a protein of 303 amino acids.